Molecule: messenger RNA, 1666 nt
Organism: Homarus americanus (American lobster)
Lineage: Eukaryota; Metazoa; Arthropoda; Malacostraca; Decapoda; Nephropidae
Product: transmembrane 7 superfamily member 3-like
Source: RefSeq, a predicted model, not a curated record
UAGUGUUGUCAGCUGAUCAUGGAUGUAAACAGACGCAGUAUCAGUCACCACUUACUAGACAAUGUUCACAAAUUCUCUUAAUUGUCCUCUUACCAUGUAGCUAUGAAUCAUCGAGGAAGAUAUUUGAAUUAUUGGAUUUGUUUGUGCCUCGUGUGUUGUGUUUGUGAUGUUACUUUGAGUGAAAAUGUAACUGUGGUGAAGGAGCCAGAUGAAGGAGCCAACCAGACCGCCUUCACAAACCUUGGACUAAAAUAUAAAACAAAUGUAGAUAAUAAUACAACUAUAUGUGAAAAUAAGACCGGUAAAUUAAAAGCUCAGCACAAAGUGUAUUCGAUGAGAAACAACACCCAUAAAAUCAUCGCCAUCUGUAGGAACACCACCAUCGCUGUCAACAUAACAGAUAUUGAUAGAGAGAGUGUCAGUUUUCUCAUUGUCCAGGCCCACUCUCAGAAUCGAUAUCUUAUUCUUAGUAAUAAAUUAAAGCAUGAACCAGGCUGUUAUGUCAAUAGCACUAGUCCAGGACUGAAGGUGGAUGUUGAUGACAGUCACGCAUCAAAAAAUGAAACAUCGUGUUCCUCACCAACAAUCACAAUAAAGAUAUUACAGUCUUGUUCAUGGGUGAAUUACACCAAUGAGGAGCCAAUCCCAGGUAACUAUAAGGCGCUAACAACCUCACUCAGCCUUACCUAACCAUGGAGCCCAACCUACUAACAACAAAAGUCACCUACCGCGCUGCCUCCUACCCUGACUCAGAAUCAAGUCCUGCUGAAGGACAGCUCAAAUAUGAGACUUAUCUUGCCUACAUGUAAAGAGAAAGACCUGAGUGAGAACAAGUACUGGAACAUGCUGAUUGCCACAAGUACUCUUAAAGGCCUCAGAGAAAAUGCCAAAUGUGUGGUGGAGGCAAAAAAUAAUAAUACAGCAGAACAGCUGAGUCAUUGGUUUGUGUCUUACUCUGGGGUCGGGGCGGUGAUCACCGUGGUUGUGUCGUACAAUAACUCUCAUGGUACUCUCUACUCAUCUACUGUUUCCUAUGGUUGUGAUUUUAUUGAAGCAGAAGAGUACAGAUGUACAAAACUUGUAACUCCAAUGGCAAAAUUUUUCUGUGCCUCACUGUUAUUCAUUGGAGGGAUCCUGCUCUUCCUGGGUCACCGUUGGCUCAACUUUACCAUGUUCAUCGCCGGCUUCCUCUUCUUUUGGUGUGUUUUCUUUCUCCCUUUUGCUCAAGUUAAUAGGAACAACAUCAUUGGACUAGAGUGGGGCACUUUAAUUGGUGCUGUAGCUGGUGGAAUAGUGUGGCUUAUAGGGUGGCACAAGUUCCAGCGACCUUUCCACUCAUCUUUGUUGAUCAUUGUUAUGACCGUGAUAUUUGUGGGUAUGGUGGUCACAUACUUCCUCAGAUACGCCAUUGCUCCAAAGACCACAAACCUUGCAGCGUUUGUGGUGUUCCCAGUCUUCUUUGCUAUCGUCAUCAUUGCCUACUCCAUUGUUGAUAUCAAAAAGGUUCAUAUAUUCUCCUGUGCAUUACUGGGGUCCUAUGCAUUUACGGUUCCCUUUGCAUUUUAUUUUGGAUCGUCUCUGACAUAUAUAGUGAUAAAUGUCAUCGGACUCAUGACUGUUAUGGACUACUCAGAGGCCGUGGGAUACCCCCCCUUUCAAGUCUGUG